AUGCCUUCCAGACCCUAUUCCAAAGAUACCAACAAUUACGACCCUCAACAAAUACAAAGCCCGCCCUACAAAGACACCCAAUACUCGAGCGGUUUCAAUUCUCAAGAUAAAUUGCAAUCCUUUCGACCCUCUACUGCCGGCGACCAGGGUUACAAUACCAUCCCUCGUGGAGGCCCUGUCACAUCGACUGAUGUGAACAAUCGUCCAAUCACUUCGACAGCAGUGGAACCCACACCCGAUCCCUUGAGCAAGGCAUUCAAUGAUGCCAUCCGACCCUACCUCGAUCAAAUUGAGGAUCUCAAGAACAAGGUCGAGGACACCAACUAUCAGCUUCAGCAACUCGAGGACGAGCGCGCAGACAUGCACGCCUGGAUUGACAAGCGCGGUCUCAGAGCUGAUGUACCUCCAUCCAUUGCGAACGCGAUGAACAGCGACCCAACCUCCGCACAGACCCUCAACUACCAGCUCGAUCGCAAAAUGACGGUGCUCAAUCACGACCUCCACCGCCUUCAAGACUCCCUCUCCUCGCACCUCCCAACAGCCACAUUCGCCAGCACCCUUGCGCAGCUCAUUCCGUCCAUCGAAGACUUAUCUGCUCUGCCUGGCGGCCCUGCGCUCGCAUUCGAGCUCAUCAUCAAGCUUGGCGGAAAUCUGAACUCACACGGGGGUGAUGAAGGCUGGAACAACGACGCCGACGCGAGCAGCCGGGCAGAGUUCUACAACCGGCUUGAUGACUGCAUGUUGGACAUUGUGCGACUGCGACUCGCGCCUGCGAGUGGAGAGGAUCCACCAUGGCAGGUCGGAAGGGACAUCAAGAGGCUGGACAAGACGGGAGCUUUCUUGAGGACUAAGCUCGGUCUGCAGACUUACUUCCCAAGGAGCCUGGAACUCAUGAAGAGAGGGGAGUCUCGGGGCGCCCAGUGA
This is a messenger RNA of Letharia lupina, 924 nucleotides long. RefSeq lists its product as uncharacterized. The record is from RefSeq and is a predicted model, not a curated record. Lineage: Eukaryota; Fungi; Ascomycota; Lecanoromycetes; Lecanorales; Parmeliaceae. The transcript is spliced from 2 exons. The coding region runs from base 1 to 924 and encodes 307 amino acids.